AUGUCAAUUAAUUUAACAAAAAAUAAAGACGCUUUAGUGGCUGCCUGGCACAGCGUAGUCGACGAUAAAUCGUCUACUAACUGGUAGGCUUGCAUUUCUUUUAUAUUAUAUUUCCAUCCCGGCUAUGUGCCGAUAUGAAUUUUGCACCUUAAAAAUUUAGAAAUGUUCAAUUGAAUCCUCAAAAACUCGUAAAGUAAAUUGCUUUUCUAUGUUAAGUAACUCUUCUUUUUACUUUUGUCGAUCGAUAUAAAUAGUACAAGAUAUAUAAUAAGCAUUUGCAAUGAUAAAACAAAUAGUCGGCAAUACUAUUUGUAUAGAGACUGAAAAGUAAAUAUUGUUUGUAAAAUAAAAUAAUUUUAUAUCUCCGUUGAACUUUAUUAAUUAUUAACAUAUCUUUUUAAUGUUAAUUAAAAGAGAAAUUAUGAAUAUGUGAUAUAUAUUUUUGCUAAAUUAUUAUUAUCCAUAGGGCCUUGUUUGGAUACGAGGGACAAACUAACAACUUAAAAGUAGUUGGCACUGGAAAUGGAGGUUUGGAAGAAAUGAUUGACCGUUUAAAUAGUAGUCAUAUCAUGUAUGCCUUUUGUCGUGUAAUAGAUACUAAGACAAGUCUACCAAAAUGUCUCUUAAUAAAUUGGCAAGGAGAAGGCGCACCAAUUGUUAGAAAGGGUACUUGUGCAAAUCAUAUUAGGGAUAUAGAAAAAUUAUUAAAAGGUGCACAUAUAACAAUUACUGCUCGUUCUGAAGAUGAUGUUGAAGUAGAUUCUAUUAUGGAAAAACUUGCUAGAGCAACAGCUUCAGCAUAUAAAUUUAAUGAACCACGUGGUGAAAAUGAAGGAAAUGCAGGUCCAGUGGGUACCACAUAUCGCAGAGUAAUUCCUGAACAAGAAAUAAAUGCAACAGAACGUGAUCAAUUUUGGCAAAGGGAAGAAUUGGAAGAGAAGAAAAGACUGGAACAAGAACGUAUAAAAUGUGAAAAAGAACGGCAACGACUUGAAGAAGAAAUUAGAACUAGAGAAGAAAAAGAAGCAAUGCUCAGAGAACAACAAGUCACUGCCAAAGAAAAUUCAAUAGCGCGACAAAAGUUGGCGGAACAACGUGCCGAGGAAGCGAACAAUUUACGUAAUCAACUAGCUGCAAGUCAGCAUUAUAGUAACGAUGUGGAAGACGAUCAUAGAUCGAGAAGUGAAGAACUGCGACGUCAGAGAAGCAAAGAAACGCAACAGUUAAUUGCUCAAAGAACGAUAAAUGCAAGAGCUGUUUUUGAACAGAAUUCGGCAGCUGGUCAAAUGAAAUCUUCUCCAGUGCAACAACAAUAUAUACCGAAAAAUAGUCAUGUAGAAGCAGCUAAGAAAGCACUCGAGGAUAAUCAACAAAAAGAGACACCUCAUACUAAAGUAGAAGAACUGAAAACAGAAGUAAAUAAAACACACAAAUUAGAUAUAGUGACUACUACUGCUUCAAAUGCAUCUUCGUCUCCAAAUCAAGUUCAAGAAUCCAAAUUACCAGAAUCAGAAGAAUCUGAACAGCCAUCAGCGGCGAAAGAAGCAAUUACUGAAAAUGAGUUGUACAGUCAAAUGGAUGGCCAGUACUUAUAUUUUGAUCCAAAUAACGAAGGAAUGAAAGCAAGAGCAUUAUAUGACUAUCAGGCAGCUGAUGAUACAGAAAUUACUUUUGAUCCUGGAGAUAUUAUUACACACAUAGAUGCUAUUGAUGAAGGAUGGUGGCAAGGUCUUGGUCCUGAUGGUACUUAUGGACUUUUUCCUGCUAAUUAUGUUGAAGUUAUUGAUUACAAUACGACAUGA
Heterotrigona itama is the source of this 1802-nucleotide messenger RNA. NCBI's taxonomy places the organism in Eukaryota, Metazoa, Arthropoda, Insecta, Hymenoptera, Apidae. The record is from the annotation of a GenBank genome assembly.